CUUGGUGGCUAGCUAUCUAGGCAACUUCCCUCACAAAUUAUAAUUAUCAAAUCUUAAUUAUAUAUCAUAUCUCUAGUUCAUUCCAAUGGGCGAGAAAGAAGCCACACAAAAAGAAGCAACCGGCAAAAAGGUUAUUAUUGAUGAUGCCAAUGACAAGCAGAAGAAGGUUGUUGAUGAAGGACCCAUAAGUGUUGUUCUUAAACUCGACUUGCAUUGUGAUGGUUGUGCCAAAAAGGUCAAAAAAUCCGUGCGUUAUAUGCAAGGUGUGGAAUCCGUGAAAGCCGAUUCUAAAAGCAACAAGCUAACGAUAAUUGGGAAAGUGAAUCCAAUACAUAUUAAAGAGCGAGUUGAGUACAAGACCAAGAAGAAAGUGGAAAUUAUCUCACCCAAACCAAAAAAAGAAGACACCGAUCAAGGUGACAAGAAAGCUGUCGAUAAGCCAGCUACCGAACCAAAAUCGAAUGACCAAAAGCCAAAAGAGCCUCAAUCAACAAGUGUGGUGUUGAAGAUUCCUUUACAUUGCGAUGGUUGCAUACAAAAAAUCAAACGUAUCAUCUUAAAGAUUGAUGGGGUGGAAUCUGUAAAACCAGAUGGUAACAAGAAUUUGGUCACGGUCAAAGGAACAAUGAAUACGAAAGAGCUUGUACCCUAUUUAAAAAAUAAAUUGAAAAGAGAUGUUGAUAUUGUAGUCCUUCCAGCAAAAAAAGAAGAAAACAAGGAUAAUAAUGUCGAGAAGAAAGACAAAACAAAGGUAGAAGCAGGGGAAAACAAAAAAGAUGAAAAAAAGAAAGAAGGCGAUAACGAGGGUGAGACUAAGAAGAAAAACGAUGUGGCAAAAGAGGCAGCCAAUAGCGUCGAGAAGAAGAAAAACGACGAGGAGAAAGAUGCAAGUGGUGAUCAGAGUGAAAAGGAUAAAUCGUCGGGUGGUGGUGAGGCAACAUCAACAUCGAUAGGAAGUAGUGGCGAUGAUGGAGAUGGAAGCAAAAAUAAUAAUGUCAAUAUUGUUAUGAAUAAUAAUAAGUUGGAAUAUUAUAGACAUGACCCGUAUACGACAUACACAAUGCCGCAAGUAAUGUAUAAUAAUCAAAGUUAUCAUAAUCAAGAUUAUUAUGGUGUUCCGGUUUUUCCAAGUCGUCAUUAUGGCGGCGGCUACGGAAAUGACGAAGGCUAUGUUGGCAUGGGAUAUUAUAAUGGACCUCCUCCUCCUCCAUCACCUAUGUCUAUUCAUAAUCCCCGGCCUGCUGCUUCAGAAAAUGAUGUGUUCAGCGCGGAUAAUCCUAAUGCGUGCUCAAUCAUGUGAUCUAUAUAUAAUAGAUUAGAUGAUAAUUAAUAAGCAUAUGAUGCAAGCAAUGUGAAGUAGAUGAUCGAGUUUUGAUAUCAAUCAAUUAAUUGUAAAUAUUCAUCUUAAUUAAUUUUAUGUACGUAUGCAACUGUU
This is a messenger RNA of Erigeron canadensis, 1435 nucleotides long. Its product is annotated as heavy metal-associated isoprenylated plant protein 3-like. Gene Ontology annotation, molecular function: metal ion binding. The record is from RefSeq and is a predicted model, not a curated record. Bases 86 to 1300 code for a protein of 404 amino acids. The transcript has 5 exons. NCBI's taxonomy places the organism in Eukaryota, Viridiplantae, Streptophyta, Magnoliopsida, Asterales, Asteraceae.